This is a messenger RNA of Phaedon cochleariae (mustard beetle), 1868 nucleotides long. The record is from the annotation of a GenBank genome assembly. NCBI's taxonomy places the organism in Eukaryota, Metazoa, Arthropoda, Insecta, Coleoptera, Chrysomelidae.
CUGUUAUCUUCUAUCGAUGUGAACGGUCUUGAACUGGAAAUAGACUAAAAAUAUAGAAUACCAUUAGUCCAAAUAUUAUAAGUUUUGAUUUUGGUUGAGUAGGUAUAGAAAGUUCUUGGGAGAAAAAAUGGCAGCACCUAUAGCUGAAGUUGCAGAAGGCCGCUUACAGGGAUAUACGAAGAAAAAUCUUGACGGAGAAGAUUUUUUCUGUUUCAUUGGUAUCCCUUAUGCACAACCACCAGUAGGAAAACUGAGAUUCAAAGAUCCUGUUCCCGUAAAACCGUGGCAAGGAACGAAAGAUGCUACAAAAGAAGGAUCAGUCUGCUACCAAAGAGAUUUCUUCACUAACACAUACAAGGGAUCGGAAGAUUGUUUAUUUAUAAAUGUUUUCACAAAAUCACUACCUGGACAAAAAAGCACAUUGAGACCCGUGAUGGUGUACAUCCAUGGCGGGGGCUUCAUCUUUGAGUCCAGCAGCCCUGAAACUUUCGGACCAGAACACCUAAUCACAGAAGAUGUUGUAUUCGUAUCCUUCAACUACCGACUCGGAAUUGUAGGCUUCCUCAGCUCCGAAGACGCUUCUCUGGGAGUCCCCGGAAAUGUCGGACUCAAGGAUCAAGUCCUCGCGCUGAAGUGGAUAAAGAACAACGUGAAGAACUUCAACGGAGAUCCGGACAACAUAACGAUAUUUGGCAACAGCGCCGGUAGUACUUGCGUUCAUCUCCACGUUCUAUCCAAGAUGUCCAAAGGACUUUUUCACAGGGCUAUCUUGCAGAGCGGGACUGUUUUCAACCCUUGGUCGUGGGGCAGCCGCAAUCAAGCAAUGGACAUCGUGAAGCACAUGGGGAGAAAUGAUGACAAUGAGGCUGAGGCGAUGGAAAUAUUGAGGGAGGCACCCAUUGGAGAAUUGUACGAGGCCCAAGAGAAGAUAUACGACAACCUAAGUGCUAACCUUCUCCGACCAUUCGGUCCAGUGAUCGAGUACCCUAACGAUACCGCCUUUAUGACCCGACACCCGAUAGACACGUUGGCCUCCGGCGAGUACAACAAAGUCCCGAUGUUGUUCGGCUACAACCUCACCGAAGGUAUGUUCACGGAGUACAACAAGAGGAUAUUUCCUCAGCAUCCGGAAACCGUUUUGGGCUCGGACAGCGUGGUCGAUUGGCAGAUGUGCCUGGAAAAAGGAAGCGACUCUUUUGCGGUCGCUAGUCGUAGAAUACAGGAUUUCUAUUGGAGUGGGGUCAAUGGAAACGAUAAAUAUAUGCCUUUCACUGAUUGCUUGUAUAUGAUAGGAGUAUACUCCACAAUAAGGAACCAUAUCAAAUCAUCAGACUCGCCCAUUUAUUUAUACAGGAUGUCAUUCGAAGGGGGACUGAACACUUUGAAAGUUUUUGGCGGUCUGACAGAUUUGCCAGGUGUUUGUCAUGCAGACGAGCUAGGGUACCUUUUCAAAAACUCCGCACUUCCUGACGUCCCAAAGGGCAGUAGAGAAGACAAAACGAUCAGAACUUUUGUCGAAUUGUGGACGAAUUUUGCUGCGUCUGGAAAUCCUACUCUAAGCUCCUCCACUCGGGGAAAAUCGAAUUUGGAAUGGAAACCCAUGGAAAGUGGGAAAAUCCAUCUUCUGGAUAUCGGCGAUGAGCCGAAGCUCGUUACUAAUCCAGAAUCCGAAAGAUCCAGAAUAGAAUUUUGGGAGGGGAUUUUCGAGCUCAGUCCAAAAACCGCAAACUUUUUAUCAUGAUAACUGUGGAAAAUGAAUGGAAAAAAACAUAUGCAUCGAGAACAUGAUUCAAGAUUUAUUCGGGGGCAUAUAUUGUGAUUGUUUGAUAUGUUUUGAAUACGGCUAAUAAAAUUUUGAAGUAUUUCAA